ACCCCUAGCGGCGGGGCGGGGCAAACCCGGCGAAGUGUAAACAAACGCCGCUGUGACUGAGGGACGUGACGGGUGUCUAAAUACGACGGUACAGCCUAACUAGCCCCAUAAAACACCCACGAAGAAGGUGUAGUGGCAUGACAGGAUGUACGUGUGCUCCUGUCCCACCCAGCAGCGGCGUGCACAAGAAAAGGGAACUAGAGUAAUAUUUGUACUGUAAUCGCAGGUCUAACGCUGGCUAUGUAAUAGAGGAUGGUGUCCACACGGGGAGUGAGGGUAAAGUUCAGCGAGGGGGAGCGAGUCCUCUGCUAUGAGCCAGACCCAACCAAGGCCAAAGUUCUUUACGACUCAAAAGUUCUAGAAGUAGUAUUCAACAAAGAUGGAAAAGGACGCAAGCAAAUAGAGUACCUGAUUCACUUUCAGGGUUGGAACGCAUCCUGGGAUCGCUGUGUCUCAGAGGAUUUUGUGUUAAAGGAUACAGACGAAAACAGGGACUUACAGAAACAGCUGGCAGACAAAGCCCAAAUUAAGCUGUCAAUGAAAUCUAACAGAGUGCUGAUUGGAGGACCACUCUUUAAGGAGCGGAAGAGAAAAAGAAGACUGUCAGAGACCAUAAGGGAGACCAUUGAAAAGGAGAAGCAGGAGAGAGAACAGCAGGAAGAGUCAGAAACAAGUUCUCAGACUGGAACCACUGUGACGGAAGAGGAUGAAAGGGGAUGGCCACUUUCUGAGGCUGGCAGCACCAGUGGGGGUGAGGAUGAGGAUGAGGAGGAAGAGGGGGAGGCAGCCAGUGAAGACGAGCGACACUUUCCAUUGGUGAUUCCAGACAAUCUACGAGCUGUGCUGGAACGUGAUUACCACCUCAUCAAUGACAAAAAUAAGCUCCUAGACCUUCCAACAGAGAAGAGUGUUCUCAGCCUCUUGGAGAACUAUGUCAGGUUUUUUGCCAUGCGCUACCUGGCCAGGUCCAGGGAGAAGAGGCGCACGGAGAUCAAGGAGAAAGACAAGUGCUUCAUGACACUAGAUUUAUGUAAAGAAGUGAUGGAUGGACUUCGCAUUUGUUUUGACUUCCACAUUGAGACACUGUUGCUGUAUGCUCCUGAGCGACGGCAGGCUGAGCGCCUGCGUACUGCACAACCUGUCUAUGUCAAUCAGGAAAUGGAUGGCAUUGUACCAGUGGUGGUUGAGGACCGAGAGAGCCUGGACGGUCUCUGUGGAGAGAAAGAUGAUCUUGAAAAUGAGAUGAUACGAGUCAAGGCCGAGGCAGCCCAGAAGGAGGAAGAGAAGGCCAAAGGUUGGUUUGCAGAGUGUGGGGGAAGACGUCUUCUGCGUUCCAAGAGGCCUCUGUCUGGAGAUUCUUGUUCCAACACUGACCGUGACAAAGGAGGUAUCUCCAUGGCAUGCGAGUCGGGACGCAGCACUCCUACCACAGUGACGUCUGGGGGCAGCACAGCAGGAGUGAGCAGCAGCCUGGGUCGUGGCACACUACGCACCCUUCCCUAUGCUGGACUGCAGCAUCCACAGUUACAGGACUGGACCCUCUUGCCUGAGGCCCACAGAUACCCACCUCCUCCUGUCCUGCUAUAUGGUCAUAUCCACCUUCUUAGGCUGUUUGUGAAGCUGCCUGAGAUUCUGUUCAGAAUGAAUCUCUCCGAGUACAAAAAGAAGGCCAUCAGCAAGCAUCUUGACUUAUUUCUGGAGUACAUAAGUACCCACAGUGAGGUACUCUUCCUCGAGUCACACUAUAUCAACAACCCAGACAUAUGAUUCCAUGAAGAAACUUCGUCUCACCUCGGUAGAACUUCUCACAAUGUUAGAUCCUGUAAUCCAUAAUUCUCUUAUAUAAUGUUCUGUUUUCAACUGAUGAUUUAUCAUUCCAAAGAAGUGUGUUGUUUCUGUAUUUAUUCAGUGAAGUUGAAUACUAUGUAUCUAUCUUUUCAGUUGUUUGAAACAAUGAUGUAGCACUUUCAAAAGAACCACAGUAAGCAGCAUAGAUAGCUCCUCUAGAAGAGUUUUUUCUUGUAGCAUCCUUAGAUAAGCAAUCUGUAGUUAACCAAGGUUUAUUGUCCAAUAAUAGCCACAAACUCUUUAAAAUUCAGGAAUGCAUAAUAAAAAUGGUGCUUUAGGAAAACUCAGUCAACAAUAUCCUGGACUAAUAAACAGUAUAUAUAUAAAUAUGAAACAUUCCCAAGGAUAGCAAUGAGGUUCUCAUUUAAGUACCGUAUGUAACAAUAUUUGAUUGUCUAAAUUUAAUAAAUAACACCAUGUUUUUGUGAAAGAUCCACUGUUAAUAUUGUAGGAUUAAACAAUUCCCCAGAAGGAAAGCACU
This is a messenger RNA of Eriocheir sinensis (Chinese mitten crab), 2329 nucleotides long. RefSeq names its product male-specific lethal 3 homolog (gene msl-3). The transcript has 13 exons. Lineage: Eukaryota; Metazoa; Arthropoda; Malacostraca; Decapoda; Varunidae. Gene Ontology annotation, cellular component: nucleus; MSL complex; NuA4 histone acetyltransferase complex. The record is from RefSeq and is a predicted model, not a curated record. The coding region runs from base 253 to 1767 and encodes 504 amino acids. Gene Ontology annotation, biological process: regulation of DNA-templated transcription; chromatin organization.